This is a messenger RNA of Amborella trichopoda, 962 nucleotides long. RefSeq lists its product as uncharacterized. Lineage: Eukaryota; Viridiplantae; Streptophyta; Magnoliopsida; Amborellales; Amborellaceae. The record is from RefSeq and is a predicted model, not a curated record.
UAAAACCCACCCAUUCAUUUUCAUUCAAAAUUCACGAACGGUCUCUUAACUCUUUUCUGAAAAAUCUUCUCUUCCACUCCACGUUUUCAACGAUUCAUCAUUCCUCUUAUUCUCCUAUAUUUGACUCUGCUUGGUUUUCCCUCCUGUCAAGAAAAACCCCAGACCAGAGCACCCUUGAAGAAGUUGUUUCAAUAUCAGAGUUGUUUCUAUUCAACAAUGUAUCCAAGGGUGAAAGUCGCAGAGCAGGAAGAUGCUUCACUCUCCUUAGAUGAUCGUCCCUUUUGCUUCCCAGCUCUUACUGUUUCUGAUUCAGGUGUUGAAUACCGAAGCUGCUCUCCCCCAACAGUUGCAAGGGAUCCAAAUUCCCAUGUUCCGAAUGUCCAACGUCGCGAUUGUAUAGUAGAAAAGAACAAAGAAAUUGAUGCAGAAGACAGGCCUAAUAUUCGAGCUAGCCCACUGCCAAGGCCCCGUGCUGUGUUAUCCAGUCCUGUCAAUGAUGAAGUACUCGGUAACAGGAACAAGUUAACACAAGUUAGAACGUCAGCUACCAAGAAAAGCAACCCACUUCAACCCACAAACCCUUCUGUUAAGGUCAAUUCAAGAAAUGUUCAAGAAACCACUUCAGGCAAAAGCAAAAGAACUCCUCAGGAUAGCCAAGUAAGGACUCAGCCAAGGGGGACACAUUCUUCAGGAUCUGCAGUAUCAAGACCCAAAACAUCUCUCAAAAAGUAGCCACAUGUUACAGUAGUGAUAUCCAAGGUUUUGAAUCAGUAGACUACUUAGAAAUUACUGAUCAAGAUCACGAGGAUUUUAAAUUUUGAUCCAGACAUCCUCGGCUUUUAUGAUCAUCUUGUAGUGAUGAAUAAUUUUCAUCUUUCAACCCUGUAAUUCUCGUGGUUUUUCUGGAAGGAUGAUACUUCUCGCAUCAUUCCAGUGGAGUAAAUAUAUAUCCAGUUUCUCAA